CUUUAAUACAAAGUACAACGAGUAAGUAAAUAACAAUACCCCGCCAUAUUCUUUUUGACAAAUUUUGUUCUUCAAGUUUUAAAAGGAAUUUCUCCAGUGGAUAAAAAGGGUUUAAAAUGGCAGUAUCUGGCAGAAAGGCACUGCAGAAGUUUGCUUCAUCUAUGUCUAGAGGUUCUGGUGAGGACUAUGAAAUUUUCUGUCAGCCAUGCGACAGGGAUGAUAUCAGACUUCCUGCCUUCGGUUUCUGUGUAGAUUGUCAAGAACACUUGUGUGAAUCUUGUUUUAACCACCACAAAAGAGCUAAACCUUUAAGGCACCACACCCUCCUUGAUAAGCACAACAUGCCACAAAGUCUACAAGUUUCUUCACAACCAGAUCCCCAUGCUUUGCCUGGUGAUCUUACAAAACCAUGCUCUACACACAAGAAGGAAAUUAUCAAGUUCUACUGCCAUUCCCAUAAUGCACUUCUCUGUAGUGUAUGUGUAACCCUAAAGCACCAAAGCACUGCCUGUCGUGUGGACUACAUACCUGAUAUAUCUGGCAAUAUUGUCAACAACAAGAAGUACAGAAAGAUCAUUAAAGAGAUAGACACCAUGAUUGGAAUAUUUCAAGAUACAGCUGGAGACCUUAAGAAAAUGACAGAAAAAUCUAAUGCUUCUUUGACGAAAGUUCUUGCAGAAAUUAAAAAGUUCAGGAAAGAGAUCAACCAAAGGCUGGAUGCUAUGGAAAAUGAAGUUGAAAAUGCAGCUAGCUCUCUGAAAAAAGACAAUGACCAAAGACUUAAGACCACGCAAGCAACAUGUGAUGAUGUUAUAAAAGACCUUCAAGAAUCAUCAGACUCCAUCAAACAACUUAACACAUCAAACAAAGAAGACACACUGUUCAUGGAAAUUGAAAACUGCUGA
Molecule: messenger RNA, 905 nt
Organism: Mercenaria mercenaria
Lineage: Eukaryota; Metazoa; Mollusca; Bivalvia; Venerida; Veneridae
Product: transcription intermediary factor 1-alpha-like
Exons: 2
Coding region: 117-905 (262 amino acids)
Biological process (GO): vesicle-mediated transport; positive regulation of DNA-templated transcription
Cellular component (GO): membrane; chromatin; nucleoplasm
Molecular function (GO): ubiquitin-protein transferase activity; zinc ion binding
Source: RefSeq, a predicted model, not a curated record